CGUUAAUAAUUGUACAAAAAUGAGGAUUAUAAUAUUGAAAUUUCCAACCAAAAUUUCAUCAAAUUUUGAUUUCAAUUUCAACAAAACAUUGCAACAUUAACCUUCAAGAUGGAACAAUAUAAUUCUUCCAGUUUACAACUUUGGAAAAAAGAUCUUUAUCGAAUUAAUGAUUCGGAUCUAGUAAAAUCUAUUGGUUAUCUUACAAAAACUACAAAUCAUUAUAUAAUGGUUACUCAUGAUCGUUGUACAACAUAUAUGCUUUGUCAUAUCCGUUAUCGUAGUCUAACACCAGACGGUAGGCCAAAAUAUGUUCAGGAACAACCGAUAAAAGUCGAUGAAUUGAAUGUUGAUGAUGGUAUUGUGUAUCAAUUUGGUGAUGAAUAUUCUGAAUGGACACCUUUAAAACAAUUCAAAUGUAUUUCGAAUGUUGAUCGAUUUAAAACUAUUAAAUGUGGCCGUGAUCAUUGCCUAUUUUUACGUAAUGAUGGUAAAUUAUUUGCAAUGGGUACCAAUCGUUCCGGACAAAUUACAGGUAGUGAAGAAUCAUACAAACGUAUGAUUGAUACAGGAUUGGAGAAUGUUUCCGAUUGUUUUUGCGGUGGUAAUCAUUCAUUCGCUGUUACCAAAGAUGGCAACAUAUUUGCAUGGGGCGAUAACGAAAGUGGACAACUUGGCCUUGGUGAUACAAGAAAUAGACAUCAGCCAACAUUGGUAAAGUUUCCGGAUUCAAUUCAAAAUGUUCGGCUAAAAGAUAUCGGUUGUGGUCAAGAUCAUACAUUGUUUCUAUUUGAAAAUGGUCAUCUAUAUGGUUGUGGUUCAAACAAAGACGGUGAACUUGGUCUAAAACGAAUCAAACAUGAAUCUCAAAUUCAUACAUUUCCAACAUUGAUUCCAAUUCCAACUCCCGUGUCCGUUAUUGCUUGCCUUAAUUCUGAACGAUUUUCAUUAGCAGCAAAUAAUGAUAAUCAUUAUUAUGCAUGGGGUGAAUUGGAUAGAGAACGAAUAUUUCGACCAAGAAAAUUGAAUAAAUCUAUACAAUCAUUUGCCGAUGUAACGGCAUUAUACUUUAAAGAUUAUCCAUUUACAUUUGGUAUGACAAAGAUUCUAUAAUUUAUUUUUGGAUACAAUAUAUUCUUGAAUAAAACAAAACA
Molecule: messenger RNA, 1151 nt
Organism: Dermatophagoides pteronyssinus (European house dust mite)
Lineage: Eukaryota; Metazoa; Arthropoda; Arachnida; Sarcoptiformes; Pyroglyphidae
Product: RCC1 and BTB domain-containing protein 2-like
Cellular component (GO): cytoplasm
Source: RefSeq, a predicted model, not a curated record